AUGGUUAUGUACGAAAUUCUCUUCAGAUCUUUUCCAUAUAGUGAUAAGGUUGAUCUUAAUGAAAUGGCUACAAAAGCAGCAGAAGGCGAGAAAAUUUCUCGACCAUCCGUUCAAAAAGACAAACAAUUGCAUCCUGACUUACAAGCUCUUCUGCAGGACUGCUGGCACGACUCACCUGAUGCGCGUCCAUCUGUACGACGAGUUCGCCUGUCUACAGAAUCAAUCAUGAAGACCAAAGGAAGUCUUGUUGACUCUAUGACUCGAAUGAUGGAAGAGUACGCGAACAAUUUGGAAAAACUCGUGGGUGAGCGAACGGGAAUGUUGGAAGAAGCAACGAUCAGAGCCGAUAAACUGCUUGGCCAACUCUUACCUAAGUUUGUCGCCAACGAACUAAAAAAUGGACGUCCAGUUCCUCCAAAAAUGUAUAAAUCAGCGACCGUACUAUUUACGGAUGUUGUCGGAUUUACAAAGCUUUGUGGCUCGUCCACUCCGAUAGAGGUUGUCAAUCUUCUUAAUAGCGUCUAUUCUGGAUUUGACGAUAUCAUAAACAAACAUGACGGAUAUAAGGUGAGUAAACGAGAAUAGCA
Molecule: messenger RNA, 587 nt
Organism: Cylicostephanus goldi
Lineage: Eukaryota; Metazoa; Nematoda; Chromadorea; Rhabditida; Strongylidae
Source: the annotation of a GenBank genome assembly